Molecule: messenger RNA, 609 nt
Organism: Clonostachys rhizophaga
Lineage: Eukaryota; Fungi; Ascomycota; Sordariomycetes; Hypocreales; Bionectriaceae
Source: the annotation of a GenBank genome assembly
AUGACAGCCCCCAAACCUCUUCAGCUAGAAUUAGCAACAGCGGAGGAUGCUCCUGAACUGACCGAGGUCUGGUUCGCCGCGUUCCAGGACCCGGAUUUACGGCGUCUGUGGCCUGACACGGAUGGAGUGCGCCAGUGGUGGACGGACGCCAACAGCCACGAUAUGCGACAGAAGCCCUUCCAACGCUUCGUCAAAGUUAUCGACCCUGAUACGAAAGACGCGCGAGGUCGACCGCGGAUCGCUGCCUAUGCGAAAUGGGAUCUGUCCAUGCCUAAUGAGAGAGGCCGGCGAUAUCCUCCGUGGCAUGCGGAUAUGCCGGGCGAGGAAUGCGAUGCUUUUUUCGGAAGGGAGGAAAAGGAGAGGGAGCGAGUCAUGGGCAAGGAGAACCAUUACUACCUUGACACAGUCGCGACUCAUCCAGACUACCAACGACGAGGGGCAGGCUCGAUGCUGCUGAAAUGGGGCUGUGAUCUUGCGGACCAAAAUAAAAUCUCUGCCUAUGUCGAUGCUACCAAGGACGGAGCGCGUUUGUAUGAAAGGUUUGGUUUCGUGGAUGAAAGCCAACCUGACUCGGGUGAGGUAGCCUCUAUGGCUCGGCGGCGACAGUAG